GCCUCAGCGGGCAGGCGCAGUGAGACCCCAGCUCUCUCCUUCACGUUGCCCUCUCGGAGGCAGCGGCUCACUCGGCUUUGAUCACCAGGAGGCAUCGAGGCUGCAGGCAGAAUGUCUGUGCCACCAUCAUAUGCAGACUUGGGGAAAUCCAGUCGGGAUCUCUUCACGAAAGGAUAUGGGUUUGGUUUGGUGAAGCUGGAACUCAAGACCAAAUCAUCGAGUGGAGUGAUGGAGUUUACCACCUCUGGCUCUUCAAAUACUGACACGGGCAAAGCCACAGGCAGUCUGGAAACCAAAUACAAGCUAAAAGAGUACGGACUAACCUUCACUGAAAAAUGGAAUACUGAUAAUGUUUUAUCCAGUGAAAUAACCAUCGAAGAUCAGCUUGCUAAAGGACUAAAGCUGACUUUUGACACGACAUUUGUACCAAAUACAGGUAAGAAGAGUGGAAAGCUGAAGACUGCCUACAAACGAGACUACGUGAACCUGGGCUGUGAUAUUGAUUUUGACUUUGCUGGCCCCACCAUCCACAGCAUGGCUGUGUUGGGCUAUGAGGGCUGGUUUAUUGGGCACCAGAUGGCCUUUGACACUGCCAAAUCCAAGCUGGCACAGAACAACUUCUCUCUGGGCCAUAAAGCAGGGGACUUCCAAUUGCAUACCCAUGUUAAUGAUGGUGCUGAGUUUGGUGGCUCAAUUUACCAGAAAUUGAAUGACAAAGUGGAAACUGCUGUGAACCUCGCUUGGACUGCUGGUAGUAACAAUACUCGUUUUGGGAUUGCUGCCAAGUACCAAAUUGACAGUGACACCUUUGUAUCAGCGAAGGUGAACAACUCCAGCCUGAUUGGAUUGGGAUACACUCAUACUCUUAGACCAGGUGUGAAGUUGACGCUGUCUGGACUGAUUGACGGGAAGAAUUUCCAUGCUGGGGGGCACAAGGUUGGCAUGGGCUUUGAGCUCGAAGCUUAGUAUUGAGGAUGAAAUGGUAACACCUUUUGGGUUGGCUGCUGAAAUUCAAAUUGAUGAAAAUAAAUUGCCCUUCUCCUCCAUGGACCAGGCACAGAAGAAUCAUGCGAAGUUUUGGCCUUAAAAUUGAUUUUGAUCUAAAUGGCCAGCCUGCUUUGCUGGGAGGUAUCCGUACUGGAUUGGUUUCCCAGUUAACACGAGGUGGAGGUUGUUUUCACUGAGCAAUGUUAGUGUUCUCAACUAUUUCCUGAAAAACCCAGCUUUAAAUCAUGUAUUACAAUCAACAUUUAAUUUCCUUUCUGUGACUGCAUGUGGUAGAGACAUUUAAUGCCAUUUUUAAAUCACUUCACUGUAUCAGGUGUCUGAAGAAAAAUAAAAGGAUGUGAUGGA
Chiloscyllium plagiosum (whitespotted bambooshark) is the source of this 1353-nucleotide messenger RNA. NCBI's taxonomy places the organism in Eukaryota, Metazoa, Chordata, Chondrichthyes, Orectolobiformes, Hemiscylliidae. The record is from RefSeq and is a predicted model, not a curated record.